UGCAUGGGUUUAGAUUGCUAGCAAACAUAAUAUUUUAGUUACCAUAAUAUUAUAUUUAUACAGAUAAAUGGAUUCAUCUAUAGAUCACUCUCAAAAUACAGAUGAUUAUGAUUUUGAUCUGAUUAUGGCUGCCAGGGAUCGCGAACAACACGACCUGAGCGUGCGCAACAGGGCUUACCUCCAGGCGAUAAGUGAACUAGCAGGUGAAUUAUACUUAAAUACUUACACCAUAGCGUUUCAAGAGGAAAUGAGAAAGAAAAGGGAAGCGUGGUGUGUUUGUGCUUCCGCUUUAAGGGAGUAAACUAAACUUCAUUGUAAAAGCAUAACAAGGAAGCAGAAGAUAGA
Molecule: messenger RNA, 345 nt
Organism: Phytomonas sp. Hart1
Lineage: Eukaryota; Euglenozoa; Kinetoplastea; Trypanosomatida; Trypanosomatidae
Source: the annotation of a GenBank genome assembly